Molecule: messenger RNA, 1299 nt
Organism: Rotaria socialis
Lineage: Eukaryota; Metazoa; Rotifera; Eurotatoria; Philodinida; Philodinidae
Source: the annotation of a GenBank genome assembly
AUGGUUCGACAUUACAAACGAAAAACUAUAUCCAAAUACUCGGAGGCUGAUAUACAAAAGGCUCUAGAAGCUAUUCGAAACGAGAAUCUCAAGCCAUGCGAUGUUGCCUGUGAUCGUAAUAUACCUUUAUCUACACUUUAUGCUCGACUUGCUGGAAAGCAUGGUCAUGCUAAACGUGGUGGUCAUACAAUAUUUUCAACCGAAGAAGAAGAAUUUCUAGUUCACACAGUUGAAAUUUUUGAAAAAUGGCAAUUACCAUUGUUACGAAAAUCUCUUAUCGACAUUGCUAGGUCUUAUAUGUUGGAAUUAGGAAAAAAGAUCAGUCGAACUGCACCACUUCUUGAUUGGUUCUCGGGAUUUAUGACCCGACAUCCUGAACUCAAGGUCACACAAAGUAUGAAGCUGGAGAAGGUGCGUUCUGUAUCCUGUAAUCCACAAGCUAUCCAAGGCUGGUUUAAAAAUCUUCAUGACGUACUGGUGAAAUACAAACUUCUCGAUCGACCGAAUGCCAUAUUCAACGUAGAUGAAUGUGGCUUUCUUGAUGACCCCGGACGUCUGUGUGUCAUUGUGAAGCGAUCGACAAAAUAUCCAAUUGCAUCACACUCUGGUACAGGCAAAAAUUUAACAACAGUGCUUGUGUGUAGCAGUGCUAAUGGAAAAAUUCUUCCGCCUUACAUUAUAUUUCAAGGUGCACAUCUUUGGAGUUCAUGGAUCUCCAAGAACUGCUUUCCUGGAACACGUUUUAAUGCUAGUCUUUCCGGGUGGGUGGAGGAACAGAUAUUUUUUGAUUGGCUUAGAUAUCAUUUCAUUCCUUAUGUGAAAGAUAUUCCAAAACCUGUCUUAUUGAUUCUCGACGGACACAACGCUCACAUCAGUACACGAAUUAGCAAAAUCGCAAUCGAUGGACGAAAACCAAAACCACUUACCAAACCGACGUUUGUGACAUUCGACGACGAAGAUGCUUCCAAUGAUACAAAUGCAAAUAUGAUGCCAAUGAUAUCUUGUCACUCGAAUGUUCCAUAUAUACCACCACAAAUGCCUUAUUCUACUCAAAUGCCUGCACCUUAUGGUUAUAAUCAAUCCUUAAACGCUUUCUAUUCAUAUGCUCAAUCAUCAAUUACAUGUUGUCGUUGCAAUCAAGAAAUUCUCAAUGGGUCCUAUACCAAGUGCACAACAUGCAUUAAGGUUUGUUGUGCUAAUUGUUCUCAGCUAUUCUACGGCUUAUCCACUUCGAAUUUCACAUGCGAACAGUGUUUUCUUCAAUCUUCUCUUGAUCUUACUGCAACAAUACGAAAUUAA